AAUUCUUCUUUACACUGACACUGCCAGCGCAUUUUAGCUGAUGUCUUACUGGCAUACGCCUUCCUUGUUUCCUUAAUUAAACCCAGCAAAAUCCUUUAAAGUCAAGUCUUAUUCCUGUUAAAUACAUUGUUUUCUCAACUGGGUUUUUAGGGCUUUUGUUUAUAUAUUUGAUUUUGGGAGAAAAAAGUGAUGGAUCCGUGUCCUUUUGUACGGUUAAGUGUAGGGAAUUUGGCGUUGAAGAUUCCGGUGGCUUCGAAGCCGGAGAGGUCGGUGGUGCACCCUUCGUCGUCGCCGUGUUUCUGUAAAAUUAAGCUUAAGAGUUUCUCGUUACAAACGGCGGUGGUUCCGUGCAUUGCAACGGAGAACACUCAGUUCCCUGACGGAAGCCCACAAGCCCUCGCCGCCAGUUUUCACCUUAGCAAGUCUGAUCUUGAUCGGCUCACGGGAAAGUCCUUGCUGUUUGCCACCUCAAAGAAACCUGAACUCAAAAUCUCGAUCUACACCGGCCGCCGCGGCUCCACCUGUGGUGUGAACUCCGGUCGACUUCUGGGCAAAAUCUCCGUGCCGUUGGAUCUUGCAGGAACGGAGUCUCGGGCUGUACUCUUCCACAACGGAUGGAUUAAUGUGGGUAAAGUGAAAAGUUCUUCGAUUGCUCAGUUUCACUUGAAUGUGAAGUCGGAGCCAGAUCCGAGAUUCGUGUUCCAGUUCGAUAGGGAUCCCGAAUGCAGCCCGCAAGUUUUUCAAAUUCAAGGAAGUAUUCGCCAGCCAGUUUUUACUUGCAAAUUCAGUUUUCGUUCAACUGGCGAGCGCAACCAAAGAUGCAGAUCAUUACCAUCUGAGCUAAGUGGAGCGAGAGGUUGGUUAAGUUCAUUUGGAAGUGGGAGAGAGAGGCCCGGAAAAGAAAGAAAAGGAUGGUCCAUCACAGUCCAUGACCUCUCCGGUUCACCGGUUGCCACUGCAUCCAUGGUUACCCCAUUUGUUGCAUCUCCCGGUUCAGACCGAGUGAGCCGGUCUAAUCCUGGUUCAUGGCUAAUUCUUCGUCUAGGUGACGGUACUUGGAAACCCUGGGGACGUCUGGAAGCUUGGCGUGAACGUGGCUCAACAGAUGGACUUGGUUAUAGAUUUGAAUUGAUCCCUGACUCAGCCCCAGCUGGUACUGGGAUUGUCUUGGCAGAGUCGACACUCAGCUGCAGCAAAGGUGGAAAGUUUGUCAUCGACCUGAAUAACCGUAACCUCAAUAAUGGCAAUGGGAGGUCAACACCGAGCAGUGCCACAUCUCCCGUGUGCAGUCCACGGGGCAGCGGAGAUUAUGGGUAUGGACUCUGGCCCUACUGUAUGUACAGAGGAUUCGUGAUGUCUGCAAGUGUAGAAGGUGAAGGGGCCAGCGGAAAAUGCAGUAGCAAACCCACGGUGGAGAUAAGCGUGCAGCACGUAAACUGUACGGAGGAUGCAGCAGCUUUUGUGGCAUUGUCGGCCGCCAUUGAUCUCAGCAUGGAUGCUUGCAGGCUUUUCUCCCACAAGCUCCGGAAAGAAUUGUGCCCUGCUCAGGAUUUACUCAAGUAAUGCAAGAAUUUGACUUUUUUUGUCAUUUACUUUUUGUUUCAUUGAGUAAAAAAUUUGUGGGUGAUGAUGGAUUUUAGAGUUUAGCUAAUUUUAGUGGUUUACUUGCUAACGAAGAAUGAAUUGGGGGAGCUGUGUAUAGUGGGUAGUACAGGGCACGCUUUGUUUUUAAGUAGGUGUGUGGCUGGCUAGCUUUUAUAACUUUUACGUUGUUCUUUGUUGA
Molecule: messenger RNA, 1783 nt
Organism: Olea europaea var. sylvestris
Lineage: Eukaryota; Viridiplantae; Streptophyta; Magnoliopsida; Lamiales; Oleaceae
Exons: 2
Coding region: 190-1563 (457 amino acids)
Source: RefSeq, a predicted model, not a curated record